CACAAUGUCCCAGAAAUGUUUCAAAGACGCACGGACGCUUCACAUCCCGACCCGGAUUUCCAUCUACUUCCUGUGUGCUGCAGCCUAUUUCAGCACAGGACUGAUCUGCUCACGGGGGCUGCAGGUGACGUCCACCGGCUCGCAGACCGUCCACAAGGCCGAGGGGGAGAGUGCGACUCUGGGAUGCAGAUACACACCCGGCCCCGCUGACACCGGCGAUCUGGACAUUGAGUGGUCUGCUGUGAGUCCAGACACAACGCAAAAGGAUCAAAUGCUUCUGUCUUACACCGGUGGCACUAAAUACUUCCACGCCGAUCUCGCCAACGGGCUCAGCUUUGCCGCCGGUGACCCUUCGAGAGGCGACGCCUCGCUGUCUAUCCCCGUGCUGUCGCCUGCCCACAGCGCUACCUACCAGUGUAAGGUCAAGAAGUCCCCUGGGGUGGACACGCGCAAGAUGUCCCUGGUGGUGUUAGUGAAGCCGUCGGUGCCUAAGUGCUGGGUGGAGGGAGGGCAGCUGGUCGGAGGAGCCGUGUCGCUGCACUGCAAGUCUGCCAGAGGCUCGGCUCCCUUAAAAUACAGGUGGAGGAGGGAGAGCGCCGACCCCAUCCCUGCUGCCGCCACGCAGAACAGCGUCACCGGGGAUCUGAAAAUCAGCAACCACUCGCAGAGCUCUGCAGGAAUCUACCUUUGUGAAGUGAACAAUGAAGUCGGGGCAGAGCGCUGCCGGAUCCACCUGAAAGCAGACAAACCUCCGAACAGAGCGGCCGUGAUCGUCGGCACGGCGGUGGGGUCUCUGCUCCUCAUCUUCGUCCUGCUGGUCUUCAUCGGCCUGCUUUACUGGAAGCUGAGCACCAGGAGACGUUACGAGAAGGAGUUCUCCAAUGAGAUCAGGGAGGACGCCCCGCCGCCGGAGAGCCGCCCGGCCAGCCGCCAGACGAGCCGGGGCGCGGGCCGACGGCCACAGGUCGCCUACUGCCAGGUGGACCGGAGCCAGGGGGGCUCUUCCGGCAGCCACGGACACACUCCGGUCAAAUACCUACCUGUGGAUUACGACGGCGAGUACGGACAUGCGGUGUGACCGUCAAGCCUCGCUCUGUCGUGGUUAAACCGAACCAAGCAGCAGCAGCAGCUUUGCAGAGACUUUAAUUAACGGAAUUAAAAAGCUGUGCAGCGAUUGGACGAUAACAUUGUUCCAUGUAA
This is a messenger RNA of Salarias fasciatus (jewelled blenny), 1200 nucleotides long. RefSeq names its product V-set and immunoglobulin domain containing 8a (gene vsig8a). NCBI's taxonomy places the organism in Eukaryota, Metazoa, Chordata, Actinopteri, Blenniiformes, Blenniidae. The coding region runs from base 5 to 1078 and encodes 357 amino acids. The transcript has 7 exons. The record is from RefSeq and is a predicted model, not a curated record.